Messenger RNA from Lucilia sericata (common green bottle fly), 2140 nucleotides. RefSeq names its product eukaryotic translation initiation factor 5B. Bases 518 to 1990 code for a protein of 490 amino acids. NCBI's taxonomy places the organism in Eukaryota, Metazoa, Arthropoda, Insecta, Diptera, Calliphoridae. The transcript is spliced from 4 exons. The record is from RefSeq and is a predicted model, not a curated record.
AAUAUUUGUCGGCGCGGGGCUCGGCUUGUAAGCGAAGUGUGAACAAUACUUUUUCGUCCGCGGCGUUACGUUGGUGAAGUGGAAAAUUUUAUUUUAACACAAAAUUCUCUUGUUUACAUAUAAAAUUCAUUUAAUAUUUUUAUGAAAUCGAUUAUAGCUAUUUGCAAUCGUGUAUUGUGUGCUAACUAAAUUAAACCAAUUCGUUAAAUUAGAACAAAAAUAGUGGUUUAAAAUUGCGCGUUAAUAAAAGUAUCCAAAAAAGAGUAUUUUUACCAGUAUCAAAAGAAAAAGUCGUGUGCCUGUAGUUGUGCGUCUGUUUGUGCUAAAAAAUACAAGCAAAGCAACCUACGUUUUUUCUCGUCAGAUUUACCGACCGAGAAGUGUGUGGUGACAAUUUUAAGUAAAAAAGAAAAGAACAUUUUUGCAUAAACAUUUUUUCUAAUAGAUUUGCAAAUAAAUAUAAGUUUUAAAGUUUACGUAAAGCAAAAAUAAAGAACACGAACAAAAAGAAAUAAACAUGUCGGAAGUUGUAGAAAAUGUGAGUGAACAAAAUAGCGCGCAAUCGAAAGAAGAAGCAGCAGCAGCGCAGCCAACUGAAACCGUGGAGGAAUCAACCACAAAUAAUGUUGAAGCUACUGCAGUAGCUGUACCUGAGGCAGUUGAAGCAGCUUCCACUGCCACCAGCGAAAAUGCUGACGAAUCCUUAUCGAAGCCGGCUGCAGAAGAAUCAACAACGUCACCAAAAGUGGACAAUAAAAAGACUCCCGUCAAACGCACCCCCUCCAAACGUAUGUCCUACAUAGAACGUGCUCAAAAGGAAAGUGAAGAACUGGUCAAAACUAUGGGCGGUAAUCUGGAUGUGGAAGGAGGCAGACGGACACGUUCCAGUACACGUGGUACACCCACCAGAUCGGCAGCAGUUGCAACACCACCACCCGCUAAAAAGGCACGUACUUCACCAGCCAGUGGGGCAUCAACACCGACACGAGCAAAGGGACGUGGACGUAAACUAGAUACAGCUGAGGAUGGUGCUGAGGAAGAAGAAACUAAAGCAACGCCAAGUAAAAAGAAGACGCCAGCUAAGGGUAAAAAGGCAGCAGCAGCGGCCAAACAAGCCGUAGCUGAUGAGGAUGAAGAAAUGGAAGAGAAACCAGUAGAGGCCGCCAAGGAGGAGGAAAAGAAACCCCAGGAUGAAGAAGAAAAACCCAAGGAAGCAGACAAACAAGAUGACACAACAGACUCAAGUGCCGUUGUAGAGGAAACUAAAGAAACACCUGCCAGUAGUGAAGCCACCAAAGAAACUACUGAAGAAAAAGUAAAGGAAAAGGAGGAAGAUAAAACGGAUGCUGUUUUAGAACCAGUUGCAGAAGAAACCCAAAGUCAAGUAGUAGCUACUGAAGAGAAUGUCACAAAAGAAACUGAAAACUCAGCCGCCGCCGCCGCCGCCGCCGCUGUUGAAAAGGUAACGGAGGAUGUAACAGAAUCGGUUAAAAGUGACAGUCCUAUGGAAACAGAAGAAGAACUUAAAAAUAAAGAAACUGCAGCAACAGCAGCAGCUGAAGAAGUAACAGAAGUAAAAGAACCCACACCAGAACCCAUGGAAGUUGAUUCUAGCUCUAAAAGUAAUGAUGCUAGCGAAACAAUAGACGAAGAUGUAACUGAUGCCGUUAAUGAGGAAGCUAAAGUGCUGAAUAAUGUUGAAAAGAUUGAGGACACCGUAAAACAAAACUCUGUUGAAACUACACCCACCGCCCCAGCUGCUGAAAUUGUAGCCAAUAAUUCUAUAGAGGCUAAAACAGUAGCACCAGCUGCAGCAGCCACCGAAGUUGCCAAUGAAAAUAAUACAGAUGACACCAACAAACAAACACCUGCAGCUAAUGAUUCAAAUAAAACUGAAAAUGAUUUGUGUGAACCAAAAAUUGCCACAUCACCCCCAAUAACGGCGUCUACUGACAACAGCUCUGUAACGACGCCGCAAACUUGCAAUUAGAUAAAAAGUGAGACGAAUAGCUUUACAAAAUUGCACACACAAAUAAUAUACAUACGUCGUCGUCUAUAUCAUUUUUAAAUAAAUUUAACAGAUAAUGAAAGUAUAAAUGAUAGAAAGAAAGAAAAAAAGAGUAAAACCCUUUAAAAUUAU